Molecule: messenger RNA, 984 nt
Organism: Macrosiphum euphorbiae (potato aphid)
Lineage: Eukaryota; Metazoa; Arthropoda; Insecta; Hemiptera; Aphididae
Source: the annotation of a GenBank genome assembly
AUGACACACAGGACCGUCGAAGACAUGUCUGUAUUAAACAGUGAAUUAUCAACUGAUGAACAUAGUUUAAUCCAGGAUCCUGGUUCCGAAUAUCAAAACUCGGCCUACGGUUCUGGUUAUGAAUCGGUUGAGGACCCUGGUCCCGCUGGUCGCGGUUCGACCAAGUAUCGCACUUCUGGUCAACGCUCAAUGAAAAACCACGAUUCUGCUAUAGGUCAAGACUCAAUCAAAAACCACGAUUCUGCUGUAGGUCAAGACUCAAUCAAAAACCACGAUUCUGCUGUAGAUCAAGACUCGACCGAAUAUCAUGGUUCCGUUGAUCAAGACUUGGUCGAGGGCAACGACCAAAGUUUAGCAACUACAGCUUGUCUCGAAGGACUGGUCCGGACGGACGGUCACGGUCGACAGCUGGUCCUGUUGGACGGAAACACGGUUUACUGGCGUGGACAUCAGUCUAUGCCUUCCGGAAAAGGCCGCGUGAAAGUGAUGGCCGGUCACCGUGGUGGCCAUUACCCCACGUUUGCACGUUACGUGGGCGCUGGAAUGUUGGACGCCGCCGUUGCCGGCCUGGACCCUGGUCGACAUCCAAACGCCGGCCAAGUGCUGACGGCCAUCCGGGAGCUGGACGACCGUUGUGGGGUACUGGUGCUGGUGGCCAGCGAGACGGCGGCCAUCCUCAACUAUGGCAUCGCAGCCCAAAAGGCCCGUACUCAGGGCAUUAAUGUCAAACUAUUGGCUGUCGGUGAUGACCUUAUCAGAAGUCGGUCGACGGAUGGUGGCCGGAGACGUGGUUCCGCGGGCAUAGUGUUGAUAUGCAAAAUCGCUGGAGCCCUGGCGGCCGGCGGCCACACCCUGACAAAAAUUUUUGCCGUAUGUCAGCGCCUGUCUAUGGACCGUGUAGCCACCGUAAACGCUGUGAUUAGUUCAAGAAAGCGGACGUUAUUCGAAGACACUAGCACCGAAUAUAAUUACUUUAUUACAUAA